GUUUCACUUCUUUCCAGUUUCUUUCAGAGCAUCAACAGAUGCCUGAAACAUGAGAUUGUGGUCGAAUGUAAGAGGAUUUUGUGCAACAAUUUGGUCUUCAAGAAUGAGUUCUACUGCAGCUUCAAACAGAAGACUUGAGGGAAAAGUUGCAAUUGUUACAGCAUCAACAGACGGGUGGGUAACGCAAUAUUUUUUUCAGCUCAUUUCAAUCACAAAUUGAACUGAAAAAAUCUAUAUAUAAUCGAAUCUCAGGCUCAAAAACUUUGUAGUCAUAUUUGCGAGAAGAGAAAACUUAAAAGUAAAGAAGAGUUUACAGACUAGCCGUAACUAAAGGUUAGGAAGUGCUUGCAAACAUGUACGUUCACCUUCAAUUAAAGGUUCUUUUGAUAUUGUGUACGUGAAUCAGAGAAAGUCCCUUUACAUGUAGUUCCAGUGUGAACAAAAGGAAUCGGGGCGGAUCAUGAACGUGGAAACUGAAUAGAACAACUCAGUAAACAAGUCAAAUAUUGAGUUCCACGGUUUUAUUUGCAGUGGCUUAGAUACGAUUAGCUUGCGAACCAUCAGAAGCGAGGAGAGACAGCUGGAUGACAGCUGUAUUCGCAGGCAAAGGUACAGUGGAACCCCACCUUAUGGCCACCUCGUUGAUACAGGCAGAGAUUCCAACCCCAUGUGAUGGAAAAUAGGGAGUAAUUAUUAGCGCCGAAGGCGCGAGCUUCUAGGGGGGACUGGGGGCAUGCUCCCCCGGGAAAUUUUGCAAAUUUAGGUUCUCUCAAGUUCCAUUUCCUGAAUUUUGACAUCAUUCCGGCCUGAGUUAUAACAUACCAUAAUGCUUUUCACGAAGAAAGUAAGUAUAAUAUGAGUGUUUCACAGUGACAGAUCGCCAAAAAUUCUUAAGAUUAGCAAUUUUUUCCUAGUUUUCAGAAUUUUAUAAUAAAUCGGGAGAAUUUGGUAAAAAUCGGGAGAGCGGGAGGCAAGAGAUCAAAUCGGGAGGGUUGGAAUCUCUGUACAGGUCACCUGGUUAUUCUGGCCAAAUGUUUCUGACCCAUUGGUGACUGUAUUAAUGGGGUUCCACUGUACAAUGAAAACGGUAAUGUGUGACAUGAACAAUGCUCAACGUGGAAUUUAUACAGUCAUGACUACUUAAAGUCCUUUUAUUCAAUGGGAUAUUCAAUCCAUGUUCAAUGACCAAAGGUCGUUGAAAUGUAAUAGAAAAUCAUGAAAAAAGUUAUUGAAGCUUAGAUGACAAGUAAUGUAACAUGCUUGGAAAUGUAUAGAAAUAGAAAAACCAUGCACUCUCAGUGUAACCUGAAUUAACUUAGUUACAUGGAUGUAUAGACUUUGUAAUAACUCAUAUCUUACCGAAGACUCGUCCUGCUUAAGGUGAGAUCAGGUUCUACUUUCAUUUCCCUUAGCAGAUAGAUUUUCGGCGGGCAAUGUGUAUUGAAAAGUCUUGUAUUUAGUACAUUACUGUAUACCUAAAUUUAGUUAUGUGCGUUUUCGAAUCAAACAAAUAUUGUUGAAUCACUUGCGUUUGCAUUCAUGUGAUUACCGUGGACCUUAAACUCAACACUAGGGCCUUCGCGGCCAUAAACCAUGCAUAUUAGUUGGUUCAUCAUGGCCAUCCCAAGAAUGAGGACAGGUUUUGGAAAAACCUCACUAUACAGUUUUAUAAAGUUCUUGUGACCAAGAAAAGUCUGCGGGUUUCUCUUGUUGCCUGCAAAAAGCGGAAUAGACCUGCUAUUAUGGCACUUUAUUAUGUGCCAAUUUCAGUUUGUUUUCUCUUGUUGUGCAUAUACCGUAUUUUUAUUAUUCUAUACAUAAAAGCUUACAAAAACAAAGGAAAAUAGAAUAUUGAACCAAUGAUAAGCUUAAAAUUGAUUCAUACUAGUGAUGCAUAUUUUCCCUGUAAAGAAGCGUAAAUUUUCAUUCCACACUUUUGUAUACAUAUUUCAAAAGGAUUAUGGUCAUUUGAGUGCUUUGUAAUUCCCAUAAAUUAGGCUAAACGAUUCGAUUUGGCUGAGGGGCGUGUUAGCGUCAAGAUGUUUUUCUGUUAGCCUGGGACCAAGCUUUGAAGUGGGGGAAAAGGUGAAUGAAAUGGGCGAGCAAAGCAAGUCGAGCAGGAGUCUAACCCUUUCCCCCUCCCUACUCCUCUCUUUGCUUGCCGAUUUUUCUUGCUGUUUCAACCUUCCUUUUGCCUUUUUCUGCCACUACAGUGCCUGCUCCCAGGCUAUUUUCCCCUGCACAAGCUAAUGAUGCAAGCGUAAAUUUGGAAAAGUUUUGGAGCUGAAAACUUAACAAGUUACCUUAUCUAUCCAUUUCCUUGAUAGAUGAAACAUGGAAAAACUAAACAUGCUGUAUCAAGGUUGUUUCAGUUAAGUCACUCACUGUUAACAACAGUCCUCUUCAGGGCCCAGUUGUCGAAAGAUGGAUAGCACUAUCCAUUCAAUAAAUUAAUCUCUAUCCAGUGGAUGGUGCAAUUGUUUUUCCCAUACUUAUCAGCUGGAUAUUGAUUUAUCCAGUGGAUAGCGCUAUCCAGUGUUUGAACAACCAGGGCCUGGACUACAAUCACCUAGACGAUCACAUUCAAGCAAUUUAUGAAAUAUAAUGACUCACUGGGUUCAAAUCUUUCAAAGUUUUUGCUUUGCUUAAGUUGACAUUUUAACUGGGGAAAUCUGUAUUUUGUACAUGUAACAUCUUUUUUGCUAAACAGGAAGUGAUUACAAGUAAAAAACUUUUUGUGUACAACAUUUAAGUCAUGAGCAGUAAGAAUUUUCUUUUUAAUCAGCUCAAGUAUACAAAGAGUUUUGCUUCUGUUCUCUCGUCAGGAAAGAAACAUGUUGUAUUUUCUAAAAGCACUACAAAACUUUUUUGCUGUUUUUGCAUAGCCUGAUAAUUAACAGUCAAAGGGAUAGGAAAAUUCUCAACAGUGUGUAUGCAAACCAUUGACUUCGUGUUAGGUUUGCAUAACUGUUUUGAAUUCUCCUAACAUCCCCAACUUGUGUUUAAUUAUCAGGCUGUGCAAGGAAAGUAAAUUUUUAUUGCUUAAAUUUCAUAUUUUAUGUAAAUUAUUUUCUUUCUAAUGAUGUUCAUUAUCAUGCUCAAUGAAAAACUAAAGAGAGCCCAACCACCUCCACCUUAUUCUUAGUACCAAACAAUCAAAGUCCACAUGUACAGCUGGGCUGCAAAGCGAAGCAAGGUCUUAACUUAGAUAAAGUUGGAUGCUACUGUUUGCCAAGUACCUGAUUUAUAAGCAAAGCAAAAUUGCCACAAUAUUUUCAGAAAUUUCAAAAGUAAAACAUUUUACUAGUUUACCAGGAGUCCUAGCUUUUUUUCUAAAGGUGAUAUUUGAUACUUUGUACACGUAAUUUUAUUUUAUUACUAUGAUAAUAUUAGCAUUUGAAUUUCCACUUCAGGAUAGGAUUUGGAAUUGCUAGGCAGCUUGUUCGAGAUGGUGCCAAAGUCAUGAUUAGCAGUCGGAAACAAGACAGGGUUUCUAGUGCUGUUUCAGAGUUGGAAAAUGAGGAGCGAGGUUGUGAAGUUAAAGGUGUGGUGUGCCAUGUCGCAAAGCCUCAGCAUCGUAAGAAUCUCAUUGAAGAGGUCAGUAUGUUUCGCAAAUCCACUAAUGUCACAGUGAAACUGCUUAUUAUAGUAGUGUCCCAUGCAGCUGUUCUUUCAUGGUCUGAAAUUUGUUGUGGUCCAGUUAUCAGAAAUGAACAAAUUUUAACAGUGAUGACCAAAUCACGGACUGGUUGCCUACAUAAGUCAAGCUGCAGUCUAGGGGCCAAUACUCGUACAUGUAACAGAACUUUAUUUAUUCCGGGUGCUUGAACAUUCAACUUGGCUGACUACAAGAAUGAAUAGUAAUGGCGGUAAUAGGCAGUGGCCGCUGACCAACACUGUCAACCUCUUUGAAUACAUGAACAGUUGUGAAAAGACACCAUUAGGUUGUAGGUCGAGAUUUAAUUCUGCAUGAGAAAUGGUACAGUGUUAUAAACAGUCCAAUUGGUUGAAAGAUUCAGAAAUACCCGGUAAAAGCUGGACAUUUAAAGGCUCGGGUCAUUGCAAACAAGAAAACUCAGUCAGAGACAGAAGCUUUGGAACCACAACACAACUUAAUACAGCUUCAAAAAUUUAAGUCAAGGUGGUUAACAGCUGACCAUGGCUUUUAUCGUUAGGGACUAGAUUUCUCUUUGGACGCCUAGAUCUGAAAAGGUGGUUGCCCAGUGGUCGUCAAAAAUUAAUUUUGGACCCUGUCUUUUGUCUAAAUGUGAAAAGAUGAUUGUCCUAUACGUAACAAAAAUUAAUUUCGGGCACUGUCUUUGUCUCGUCAUGCAAAGCAUGAAGAGACAGGUAUUGGCUGCAUGGGAGACUAUAUGGUAGACUUUCGUAUGUUAUGCUUUUGUUUUGCCACUUAAAUGCUCCACCUUAAUGCUCCUUUUUUUCCACUAAAAUGUACAGUCUUCCCCAAUAAAGUCACUAAAAUUCUUAAUAGUGCCCAUCAUACAGAGUCUUUGUUAAAGAUCGAUAAAGAUUACUGGUAUCUAAAGUUUAUCCUCUAAACGGCUGCACUAGGGGGCAUUUUAUCUUGAAAAGUUUUUUAAGUUUCAUUUUCUCUGAAAAAAUAAUCAUUUUCCGAGAAAAUUCCAGUAAAAUGCUCGAAUAACGCUUAAUACUUUUACCUCUGAAAAGCAAAAACUAGCAAGCAUUAUAAUACACAAAAGCUUACUAUAUUGUAAGCUAAUUUGUGCUUAAUAAUUAAUAGUUAUCUUUACUGAUAUAUUUAGUUUGUGCAUUUUGUUUUUAGACUUUGCAACGCUUUGGUGGGAUUGAUAUCUUGGUAUCAAAUGCAGCCGUCAAUCCAACAUUUGGCCCACUUCUGCAGGUAUUACUGACAAAAGCCAAUUUUACUAUCUAAGGUAUUUAAUAGUGCAAAUAGUGCUGUACGUCAGUUUUAAAACAACCUGUUCCGUUUUCACUCAUGUGGUGCACUGUAAUACUUGUCCUUAUUCAUCAGGAACUAAAGGGAAUUUAUGUUUUUAAGUAGCAGUUUAUUCCAAGUAAUGUUGGAUUGCAUGUAUUCUUAGGAACUCAGGCUACUCCAAUAACCAUGACUGAUCCAGAAAAAACCUAGUUUCAUGAAUUUAUUGCCAACGAGCAGCCUUGCGAAGAUGUGAGGCUGCGAGGCGACAGCCCAAUAAAGACAUGCGCGAAAGUUCCAAGGCAGAAUGAAUCUUGAAGCGAUGUUACAUAAGGUAGUGUAAGGUGACAUAAUACAAAACAGAGAAUGCAUCGUUUUCGAGCGAACACGUGAAACAACAGAGAAUCCACGAGCCGUGUGCUUGUUUGUGAGUCCCAUGCUCAUCCCGUCUUCAGCCAAUCUUCGGGUGGGUUCAUUUGCAACAUAUGCAUAUAGCUCUCGCAUUUGCCUGCUAGCGUUUUUUAUUGUUUUUAGGCUUAAAAACAAUAGAAAACUCCAGCGGGCAGAUGCGACAGCUACACGCGUAUGUUGCAAUAAAGUGAAUAAAUCCACCACGUCAUUUAGGGCCUGUUUACAUGGAGGUGGGGAACCACACGUAGGUGAGGUAACCUGCUUAUGUGGGGUAAAAAAAUAACCCUCCUUUACAUGCAAUCUUACAACUCUGCCAUCCCGGGGUGCAAUUUCUCAAAAUUAUUGAGUGGUUGCCAAGCACAUAAACAAGAAAAAUGCUGGCAAACCACGUGUUUUGGCGAUUAAUGCACUUCUACACUCCUUUGUUGCUCUUGCUGCAACCUUCAGUGCUGUGGCUUUCUAUUGUUAACUUUAAUAAUGAUGCAAAGCCACCGCCAAAGUGAAUUUUGCGCGAAUUUGAUAUAUCACGAAUCCGACCCCGGCCAGGUGGGUUACCCCACCUUGGAACGUUUACAUGGCAAAAUUUGACAACGCCUGAGAGGGUAACCCGGUCGGGUAGUCCGGGCUACCCACCUUGGUGGGUCACUCCACCUAUCAUGUAAACGUGAUCAAAUUAAAAUGAGAGAUUAUGGGGACAGGCUGGUUACCCCACCUAAGCGAGUUACCUCACCUACCUGGGGUCCCCCACCUCCAUGUAAACAGGCCCUUAAAGCCGUAAAAUCUUUGCUCUUUGGCACUUAGCGAUAGCUAUAACUAGUAGUACAUACAGAUGUAGAUUGACGUUUUUUAAUGUGUACGUCUACAUCUACCCUGUGUACAGACGUCUCUCCUUCCUCAGGAAAAAAAUCCAACGUCUGUACACAGGCUAGUCUACAUCUACAUCAAUAAAUUGCAAAGUCCCUUAGGGGACAUGUCGCAAGUUUCAAAGAAAGAAAAUAAAUAUCAAAUAAAUAAAUAAUCAACCAAAUCAUACUGCUUUAACUUUCAAUAUUUCGAUCGUCAUGCAAUAAUUCAUUGUCUUUUGUUUGUAAAAUUUUAGACCCCAGAGGAAGCAUGGGAUAAGGUAAUCUUUUGCAAAGUAAACAUCACAUUUUCUGUCCUUAAUGUGUAAUAAACAGGUACAAUUUAUUUUCAAAAAAUUAUCUUAUUUGUAUUUAAACAGUGGCCGAAUUUAUACUAGAGACGAAAACCGGUGUUAAGACGAAGUUUGGCCCCAAAUUCAACAUGCUGACAGACGAAUCAAAUAAAGACGAAAAUAAGCGUACUUAUAAAUAUGAUACGACAUAAAUAUGAUUACUUAUGAUACUUUGAGAGGAAACGAAAGUGAAAAUAGAACGUAUCGAAAUUCAUGAAAGUGAACAUGAUCUAAGUGAACAUGUUUUUUGCAGGGGAAUGAACAACCUAAGCGCAGUUGAAAAAGAAACUGAAAAAAUUCAGGCGUGACCGGGAAUCGAACCCUAACCUUUGCGUUGACCGGACUCAACGCUAUCUGAUAUAAGUGAUGUAAUAUACGAAUGACUCAUUUUUUGUUUUGUUUUGUUUUUUUUUUGUUACUUCUUGGAAUGAAUCAUAUGUUACCUCAAUGGAUAGAGCGUUGCGUUCGGUCAUCGCAAAGGUCAGGCUUCGAUUCCCGGUCAAGCCAGAUUUUUUUUUUCAGGUUCUUUUUUAACCGCUUACCUUUGUUCAUUCCACUGUUAAGAUCAUGCCCUCUUUAUCCGCAGUUCAAAAUAUGAUUGACUAGCUGUUCAAUUUCCCGUAGUCUGCUACACACCCGUUUUUAGCGUUGACACGCAACGCACCGUUUGUGGGGAUUAGCGUUGCGUGACGACACUAAAAACGGCUGUGUAAAAAGACUAAAUUUCUCGCCUACUUAUUGCAUAUACAGCGGUACCCAGUAACUUGAAAUCUUAGUGACAGCCCUGGUGGAUGUGUCCGGAUCUCUACUCAGAAAGACACCCUGUGGUCCGAUUCUCUUUAGCGUUCACCUCCCACAAGCGAGCGCUAAAUUUUCGUAUGGGCGGUUAAUUACGGGAGGCCUGACUGUAAUAAUAUGUUUUUACCCUAAAAUUUUCUUCGACCAUUUCUCUGUGCGAAGGCUCCCACUAGUAAGCAAAAUGAGUGAACACGCUCUUUUGGUAAUUUGUCCAUAUGACUUAAAUAUUGUGUUAGAUGCCUGAUUAAUAGUGACAGCUUGGAAACUGUUUUCAGGCAGCACCUCAAGCUAUAGGCUCGAUUUCCUCCGUCUCCCGGGUCCGGUCUUUGAUCCUCCCCGAAGAGAGGGGGAUGAGUGCGGGCUCAUUUUCCCGAACAGCGGCUGGUAAUCGAGCCUACUCAAGCUAUAUCUGUUUCUAUCUGUUUACGUUUUCGUUAUUUUUCAGAUCUUUGAUGUGAACGUGAAGUCUGCCUUCUUGUUGGCGAAGGAUGUUAUUCCUUUGAUGGAGAAAAGGGGGUUUGUAGAUUUGUUUGUUUUGUUGUUAUUUUAAUGGAUUUUAAAGGGGCAGUAUCACUUGCAGAGUUUUUUUUUUUGUUUAUUUCGUCACCAAAGUAUGCUAAAAGGUUUUAUAAACUAACAACAAUUUUGCGCGUACAGCACCUUUUUUGGUACAUUUGAUUUCGUUGACCGUGUGACCACGACCUAAAAUUUCCUGAUUCAUGUUACGUUUUGUGGAAUACGUAAAAACACGAAGACGAGUUUUUCUCUCUCUUUCUGAACUUGGGUGCGGCCCUCAAGAAAUCAACUUCAAGAAAAUUCACCUACAUUUGACAGUUUAAGCGAGUUGGAAUGAACGCAAGAGAGUUAAAAAAUGCGAAUUCGUUUUGAUAGUGACGAUAUUAUCACCGUCGCCAUCGUCGUUGCUAAAGCUCCCAAAUAGCCUGCGCGGCUGUCGCGUGAUAGACUGCGAGUAGUCUCUCUUUUUCUUCUGGUCCCGGUUGUUCAAACGUCGGACAGCGCUAUCGACCGGAUAAAUCACUAUCCAGCGGAUAGCGUAAUUGAUUUCCGUAAUACUUAUCCGUUGUAUAGUGAUUUACCCGGUGGAUAGCGCUAUCCAACGUUUGAACAACCGGGGCCACUUGUAGAAAGGGGAGUGCACACGCGCGACGUGCAGAAAGCAAAGUAAGAUUAUAAUUAUCUAAAACUAAGCCACUUGGACCCGCUUCUCGAACGUCCCGUAAUUCUCGGAAAGCUCUUUGAAGUGUUUCAACUCAAGAUCGAGGUUUUGAUAGUUAUAACAAAACGAAAUGGACUGGUCAAAGAAGCUAGAACGCCAACUGCUAAUAUUUAGAUGUUUAUCCUACUGAGACUUUAGGCUCGUCAGUUUAACUCGACUUUUGAGAAACAAGCCUUUUCUUUCUUGCGUUCGCGCACGGGUCUUUUUUUUUGUUUUCGCUUGGUAAUUUGUUGCGUUCGUUCUGCUUCAGGUCUAAGAAAAAUAGAUGGGUGGUUGAACAGUGAAACGACCUUUCCUUUGCUCCUCGUACAAAUAUUAAGUGAGGACUGGGCACGAGUUGGGUACAAUUAUAUUACCAUUCGUUUAGUUGUUUGUCUCCUAUUUGUAUAAAUGAUUUUUGAUGUUUUUGUUUUGUUUAGGGGUGGAUCUGUGGUUUUUAUUUCAUCAAUAGCUGGAUAUCAACCAAUGCAGGUAAUGAUAAUUACUACGGAAAAUAAUACGCGCUCCUAAAUGUAUAAUACUCUCCAAUGGCUGGCUUAGCUUCAUCUCCGCAAGUGCAUGGGAGUAGACUUCACAAAAACAGUAGAACCUUGAUAACUCGAACUCGAAUAACUCGAAUUCCUUGCUAACUCGAACUAAAUUUUCUUUUCCUUGAUCACAACUUCACUGAAAUUUACCCCGAUAACUCUCAUUCCCCGGAACUCGAACUGUUACCGGGGUUCUACUGCAUUAAGAAAACCUUGAAGCUUUUAAGAUUAAUUCUGAGUUGAAAGCGGCAAGCGGUUUUAAAACCCAAAGAACUAAGGAACUGGACCUGCACAUUAGUGCCAACGGUGUAUUUGCAGUGAAUAUGACGUGUUAUGCCAACCGAUAUCCAUGAAAUAUAGCACGUCCAGCACGCACGCGGUUAGUUAUAGGCACAUUUUUGAACGGACGAAUUUUUUUACCUGUGCAACCCGUUUACACGGAACCGUGCAAAUUCUGUUACAGAUUGCAGUACUGCUUGCCGUCUAAAAACUUGCACGGUCCCUCGGGUCCCGUGUAAACGAUAGGCAGACCUGUGUAGAAGGGGUCUUGAGCUUCGUUCAUACGGUAACGGACAAAUUUUCGACCGGUGGAAAAUGCGUAACCACUCGGUCUUAAAGCGUAACCACUUGCACCCGCUCUUAAUACGUAACCACCCAAAGCUUACGAAAGUUAAACGCCAAAAUCAAGGUCAAAUUUCCAGCCGGUACGGUAAAAAAUUUGGCCGGCGCGGUGUGAACACCUUAACCGUCUAAAUAUUUGUACGGCAAAGGCGUAGCUGCAUAAAUGCGUGGUAAUUUAGCUGGGGAGAAUCCUCUUUGAAUUUGUUUAAUUAGCGCUCUCCGUAUGGGCAAAUGGUCAGUAAAACCAUUGAUGAAAGAUAAUUUUCAACGUGGUUCGUCAGUUCCGUGUGAACACAGGGAACAUAUUGGCCGCCUCGGACCAGUAGAGCUAGAACCGCUAUAAUUUUGCUUUACCACAACAGUUGCAUCCUUGUCUAAGUUUAUGAUUUAGUUAGUAGAUGACCUGCCUUGGCCUCUGCCAGUCAGGUAACACAAUCCCGGAAGUCACUGGCGACCCUUAGUGUGUUUUGUGACCUUCCCAUAAGGAGAGAAACAGAUAAUUGAAAAUAACGUCACGAGUAAGAAUCCCAAAUGGCCACAGACAAACCAGCCAGCUGGGUAUUUACAAUUGUGGCCGAGGAGUUUAACUCGAUCGGUACUAAUGAGAAGAAAUACGGCUAUAGUGGCAAGGGCAGCCGUAUUAUUUCGGAACUUCUCCAGGAAGACCCGAAAGGAGAAAACAAAUAACAUAGUUUGCUUGGCCUCUAGACACCAAAAAUUAUAUUCUAACCAUUAUUAAAUAGAUAGGAACUGUAACAGGAAAAAUGUACCAGAAAAAUAAUGUUUGAAAGGUGUGAAUAAAUUCUUAUGUUCUGUUACGUUAUGUUCCUCGCUUAAACCACGAGGCCCGAUUACUGGCCUGUAAUUCAAUAGCCAACGUUCGAUAUAUCAAAAUUCUAACAUGAAUUUUAGGCUUGAGGGACAGAAAGCCUGGGAGUCAUGUUAGAAUUUUUUUUAACAUCAAACGCCUAUAUCAUGGUAGCUGAAUGGCCCUAAUUUAAGUUUAUGUAUAGAGCGUUUUCACGUGACGUCAUUUCCGCCAUUUUGGUGUUCCCAAACAAUGAAACUGCAGCAAUGUUGGUUUCUCAAACCAGUCUUGUGGGAGUUAAACCUUUUUCUUUUAUGUAAAAACUUUCUUUUGUUCUUAUAAAUUUGUAUAGCAGCUGUUGGUUGCGUGAGUGAAAACGCUCCGUAUCUUUAUGGCGCUGUUACUUAAGGUGGCUCGAUACAGUUUUUCAGCGUCAACACCUCCCAGUUUUAAGCAUAAACUACGUCGCCGUAAACAGAGAUUUGGAAAAAUUGCCACCGCAGUUGUAUUAGAUAACGUUGAAAAUUUGUUAUGAUUAGGGUUGCAAUGAAAUCGAAGUUGUCAUAGCAACGAAAUGACGGUGUUACCUAUUUAACUUGCAGCAGUGUAAAGAGCGUUAUCGAGGUAUUUUUGGAUGAAGUUGUUAUGGUUAGAAAUGCGGUAAAAAAAUUGACAGUCUUAAUGUUCGGCCGUUAUCUGUGGAAAACGAAGCGCGUUUGACAUGCAAUUUCACCUCAUAGUAGUUUCAAUCUUUCUAAGAAAUUUGUGUGAAAGAUCAUGGAGAUAGCUCCAGCCGAUUGCUGAAAGUUAGUGUCGAGACGCUCCUGUUAGCGGUUUUGUAUACAUUUUGGUCUACUUUAGCAAAUUAGCGAAUAAUUUUUAAACCGCUCGAUAAAAAGAUUUUUUAAAAAAAUUAAGAUUCUUGAGAUUAACUGUUCUUUUCUAAGACCUUUUGUUUCAAGGUUAUUGAUAUAUUGUAGGCAGUAAAAUAAGGGCUACAGUUCGCUGUUUUGUCAAAAAUUUUGUGUUUACAAGUGAGAGCGUCUCAUUAUUCGGCGGUGUUGUCUCCACGUUUCAUAUUUUCGGGCACGACAGUUGACCACUCCGGAAAUACCAUAAAAUAACAUAAUGCUCUUUGUUUGUCACCUCAAAAUUUUCAAUAAGCAUUGUCUUCAGUUUCUCUUGGGAGGGAAAAUGGCCCUCAAGAGAAACUGAAAACAAUGCUUAAACAAAAUUUUGGGGUGACAAACAGAGCAUUAUGGUAUGUUACGGUAUUUUCUGGAGUGGUCAAUAGGUGGCAUUUUUGCAUAUUUUAUAUGCAUUGUUAGUUACUGCUGUUCAUGUGAAAAUGAAACUUGGAGACAAUACCCUUGAAUAAUGAGAGGCUUUCACUUUUAAAGACGAAACUUCCGUUUAGUAUCCGUUUAGUAAAUUUCAUUUAAUAUAGAGCAGGGGGUACGAUGAUUUGGAGGGGGAUCAGGGGGCUUAAAUUGUGUGUGUGUGAGUGUGCGCUUGUGUGUCUGUUCGGGGGGGGGCUUUAAAAAAUCGGUGAGGUCAAGGGGGAGGGCGUAAAAUCUGGCUAUAGAACCAAGUGCCUGAUUAAAUGAGCCGGGCUUGCUCGCGUUGCAGAGAUCUAGGCACCUCAGUUAAAUGCAAGAAAAAUCAACUUUGCGAUUAUAUGACAACCGACCCAGCCCGGUUAGCUGGGAUCCCUGUAUGGUGAUGUCGGGAUCCUAUUGCUUUCAAUCUCUAUAUAAAAAUACCAGGAUAAAAGUCACCUCGACAGAGCUAGCCAGCCCGGCUCAUGUGAUCAAGCCCUUACUGUGAGUUGUAUUGCACGCAAAAACUUUGGAAUUUGCCGCUUUCGUGGUUCAUGUGUGACAGAGUACGACUUAGGGUCUGUUUACAUUGAAGUGGGGGACCCCAGGUAGGUGAGGUAACAUGUGGUAGGUCACCCCACCUAUCAUGUAAACGUGAUCGAACUUAAAUGAGAGAUUAUAUGGACAGGCGGGUUACCUCACCUAAGCGGGUUACCUCACCUACCUGGGGUCCCCCACCUCCAUGUAAGUAGUCCCUUAUAAUCUAGACAGAUUCACCUUCAAAUUUCUGAAAAAUCGCCGGCCUCUAGGUAAGAUAAAAAAUACCGUAAGCUUAAGAUUUAUAAGUUUAUCUUUUCCGAGCAAAAAAUCGUCCCCUGAGAGGACAUGUCCUUCCUUACUUGCAACGAAUAGUCUGUACAAUGAAAAAGGGCAAUGACCGGUACCUAUCGUUUGGAGGAAAAACAUUCACACCGUGUGCUGCAAUGAUAAUUAUUUUCCAAAGGGAAAAUUUAAAUUAUUUAAUAUCGUAAAAUUUCGAAAAUAAGCCCCGGGGCUUAUAUUUUACAAAGGCCCUUUUUGAAGGGCUUAUUUUUUGAGGGGCUUAUCUACGGAGGGAAAUUUGCGUUUCAAAAUCGAUUGGGCUAGCCUUAUAGUUGGAGUAAAUUUGCCGUUUUUGCUUUGUUUUACUUUGUAUUUGAGGGCAAUUUUCCAGGUACAAGCCCCCGGCUGGCUUAUAUUUGGAGGGACAAUUUAACGGAGGGUUUUUUGCGUUACCGGUUUGGGGGGCUUAUAUUUGGAGGGGCUUAUUUUCGGAAUUUUACGGUAGUUUGUUUCACUUAGUGUACCUUGUUUUUUUCACUGAAUACGUUUGAUUUCUAUUGCCAAUUUGUUUGCCGUGCGUUAUCUGAGGGAUGUAACGAGGAUAAAUGCUGGCAGACAUGUUCUAGUCGCGUCGCUUGGCUUGUUUAUGUUCGCACGUAUUGCGUGCCUAUAGCAACUUUGAAUCAAAACAAGCGAUCUCGAUUACUCUAAUUGGGCGACGCCCAAAUAAUAGGCUUCUUUUGAAAUGGUCUACGUUACAGUGUCAUUCGAAGCGACUAUGCUUUCUCGGAACAACUGCGGUAGACAUAUCUGACACUGCAAUAUUUAUUAAGAACAUAAACAUGAACAAGUAGUGCUGAUUUUUUUCUUGAAAAUACGGGGAAGUUUCUUAGAAUUGUGUAAAUAAUUAAGGUAGCGAUUCUGCUUUGGACAAAGACAAUAUUAUCAUUCGUUUGAAGUGGUUUGACCACAGAAAAUUAUGCAAUUUUCAUACAAUCAGCCUAUAGCCUUGAAAAAUAAUCCGAACUCAGGUUCUGUUAAUAUAAACCUGACUAUACCUGACAUGAAGGUCAGUUGUUGCACGAACCAUCGAGUAAAUAAAAAAUUCACUGCCUAGCAAGUUGUCUUCGGUCACCAUUGAAUGAUUUUUUUUUCUCUGACGACUUUUCUACACAAAAACAUUUAAAAGAAUCUUGUUGAAGGUUUACGACAAUACAGUUUUCAAAGUCCAUUUGAAUUGAAAACGUUUUAACGAGAUGCUUAUUACGAUACGAAAAGAUGUAUCUGGUCCUUGUUAAUGCAUUGAAAUGAUCGAGGCCGCGGUACAGAGCUGAUAGCGACUCACCCAUUCUCCCUGCGAGAAAUCUGGAUUGGAGUUGUCAGUUGUACAUAGUUUGUACAUCAGAAAGACCCCGCAUUCCUUAUGUACGCCGUUUAUGAGCAACAAUGCCCAGGACAAGGUACUAUACUAUUCAUUUAGACUAUUGCCUUGGGCCCUAUUUUUCGAAACUUCCAAUCUGUAAAUCUCGUCUAUUUACCCUGGGCAAUGUAUAUCAACUAAAAUCACGAAAUCUAUUUUUUGUGUCUCAAUUACUUAUUCUCCUAAUAUGCAGCGUCUGUCAUGUGUGUGCCUACGUUCCAUAUUUACGCAGUCAGUUGUCCUCGAGCGACUUUUUCUCCUCUAAAGCCUUCUGAUUAUCCUCUGCCAACUUUUCUUGAGCCUGUUUGAGAUCUUUUGCAAACUCUGUAGCCAGCUGACGUACGUUCUUCUUCGCCUGCUCGAUGGUUGGGUUUUCUUCUAAGUAGUUGUAAAGAUCUUGCCUGGUAUCCCUGAUUUGUAGCAUGUACACACCACACACGUCAUCCAGAGCAACCCAUUUGGAAUAGUAUUGUACUGCACUUUUCUUGAAGCCCGUUGAUGUCCAAAACUUCAGUCGCUUUUCGUCAUCAUACUUAUCCAAGGCCUUUUGCACCAAUUUCUGCAUUUCUCCUUUGGCUAUAGACUCGCAGUGGCUUUGCAUUUGCUGCCAGAACACUGCUGCUUUCAUCAUAAUGGCAGAUAACGAUUUGAGUGCGCCAAUGGAGCUGUGCAAUGCCUCUAUAGCUGCUUCUGCCAAGGCGUUGUCAUCUUGACACCUCUUUAUCUUCUCGGCAAAUUCAAUGCACUCUUCUAUGGCCUUUUGGCGAAUUUCUCGUUCUUUCUGCAACUCAUCUAGAUGCUUCAUCUUUUCUUGAUUUGCCAUCUUCAUAGUUUCUUUGUAGCCCGACUUAUCACCAAUUUUCUCUAUCGCUUCGGCGGCUUUUUCAAUAUUUCCCGUCAUAGCGUUGCCUGCAGCACUUAUCAUUCCAUUAAAUAUACUUCCCACGGCGCUUAGAAGGCUGUCUUGCUUAUCCAAAGCCUUAUCUUCUUUUUCUUGGGCUUUGUCAUAUAACAGUUGCGCUUUUGCUUCCGCUUCAAGAGCAUUCUUUUGCCUUUGCUCUGCUUGCUUCAUUCUCGAUUCAAAGUCCUUUCGUUCUUCCUCACGAGUUUUCUUUUGCUUUUCUUCGGCGCCUUUUGCUUUCUGAGUGUCUUCCAAAGCGUCAAUGACAUCAUCUGUAGCCUUUUCAAAGUCGCUGUGUAAUUCGUCUGCGGCCUUCGCCAUUUCUGCUGCGACGUCUGUCAACAUCGAAAGUGUUUCCAGAGCCAUAUCUUCGAAUCCAUCCAACAGAUACUGAUAGGUGCUCUUCAGCUCUUGGAGCACACUUUGCGAUGCGCCUUUAAAUUGGUGCACCGUGACUGCUGAUUUGUCGGCCAGCUUUGUUACUUUAUAUCCGACUCUCUGUACUUUAAUCUGCACCUCGGUGUGCCCUGCCACGCCGUUGUAAGCCACACGAAUGAAGUUACCGAGUUUUCCCAGGUCGUCCACAAGACUUUGGAGAUCAAGCGAACCAAGCAGAAGAUCUUUGGCUUUCAGUACCAUUUGGCUUUUUGCAUCUGGAAUGGUAACAAGAUCGAAGGUUUCGUCACCAAUGACAACCUGAGAGUCAGCCAUUUCGUGUUUUAGGAUUCUUCUUUUUACGCAGUUUUAAGUUUUGGACACACAAGGCGUUAUGCAGUUUUCUAGCAAAUGCACUCGAAUGUGCUAAAUGUGAAACAAUUUAUGUGUUUGUGGCGGUCUAUUCUCGGAAAAUGAUCAAUUAAUCAUUGUUGAUGGUAAGAUAGAUAUAUAUCUGACCAAUGCUGGCCGUUUCGUACCAUAUAUGGUCAAAAUUAGGACGAGAAGUUACAGCUAUAUUACUUUCUUAGAAAAAAAAGCUUUCCCUUUGGAUCUAGGCAUUUAAGUGUUUUUUUGUUUUCCUCCAUAGAACCGUGCUAUCAUUGCUUUCCACGAAAUGUUUAUCACUAACUGGGCUUCAUGUUCCCUAAAGGCCAGUGCGAAAAGCCCGGCUGACGUGAUCUUGAAACCACUGAUAAUAAUAAGAAAACGAUAAGAAACGUUAAGUUUUAUUAGAGACGAAGAGACUGUUUAUAGUUUUUAAGAUAAAUAGUAAAUAAACCAGUCCGGAUAUUUCUCAGUGUGCAAAAAUGACUCUCGCAGACAGGCAGGUGAUGCAGCCCAGUUUUUUCAAUAACUGAGCUUUUUGUCACCUCCAGACCAGCCAUAACGAAAUCUGCACUUUUUCAGGAUUUUUUUGUUUUCUUGCUUGAACGAAUUGAGAUGUUGAACAGAACAUCUACUGUUCGUUUUUAUUUUUUCUUUUGUUUUUGAGAGAGACUCAAGGUCUCGUGACAUCUCACCUGAGUGCUGGUAUUUUUCGUACCAUAUUUAGUCUAUUGUGAUUGAUAUGGGUAGUUACCUUCAAUAUUAACAUAAUAAUGAAGAUCUUUCGUGGAAACAAGGAUAGCCACUUGGCACAUAGUUUGUGGUGUGUUGUAAUUUCUCUCCUUGGUACUAAGACGUUCUAAUCAGCUUCAAACUAAAGUUUUACCAUCAUGUCACUAAUCGCAACGAGUUCUAGGUGUUUCAACGCACUGGAAGCAGCCUUGGAGGCAGUGAAAACCGGUAACGCUGACAGCUCAGAGGUUAUGAUUAAAUCCAUAAGACAAGACGGAGUGUUGUUACAAAAACAGGCGUCAAUCCGCUGUGAUGAGCUCAAACAGGACGAGAAGAAGCAGCAAGAAUUAGACGAGGAUCUAACUAGACAGAUAAACAAGUUACACGCAGAAGAGGUUGAGCUUAAAAACAGGAGGCAAGGUUUGGAAGCGAAGAAAUCAGCGCUGAAUGAAGAGAGGGAACGUUGCUGCCGAAACAAACGAGAUGCAUCUCGGAGAUACGAAAAUGCAAAGGCAGAGAAGAGGGAAGCUGAAGAGAAAUUGGAGGAAGCGGAAAAAUGGGGUUGGGUGCCUGGUUACGGCUUGUUUCUAGCCGUUCGAGAACUUGUUGAAAACAAUGAGGAAAAGGCUCGUGAUGCACGCAGAGAAAUGGAGCGUUAUGACGAAGAAAUGAGAAGAGCCGAAAGUAACAUCCGGUCGGCAAACACCGCUAUUUCUCAGGUAGGUGUCAUUUCUUUUACGUGUUCUUUUAUUGUCAUAGGCAAAAAAGCAUGUAAAGCGAAACUCUCAACUAUAGCUACGAGACUUUUUGCUUUCGAAGUGUGUUUCUCAUUUGUCUGGCCCGUUUUACGUUAAGCGAAAAAUAAUCGGACACUUAAAGGGCGGAAUGUUUCACUUUCCGACACUUCGGCCUCCGAAUAACCUUCGCGUUAAUUUAACACGGAUUCCCGUAUAUGAUGUUCCAUCAAGCUCAGCAUUCUGUUUCAUCAUCUCUUUGUACUGCAGUUCUGUUCAGUGAUAUCGCUCAUUUUACAGGCCAAUUUUUCAUAUUUUUCUGCAGGCAGAGAAGGACCAAAAUGACAUUUCAAAGAAAGUGGCAGACCUAAAUAGACGACGAGAAUCAUGUCACGAGGAGCUUGGUAAAAUAAAGACGUUGAUUUCAUUCGUCAUGCAAGCUACUACAUUCUGGGAGGAAGUGAUCAUGCUCGCCAACGCAGCAACAGUCAAAACCGAACAGGUUGAAAAGAUUGUGGAUCGGGCUGCCAAGAAAAAUAGUGUCAAGAUUCUCAGUAGCAGAGGUACAGAGACUAAGAUGAGGUCAUUCAAAGAAUCCUGGAUGGAAGUAGCAGAGAUGUUUGCUUCUGAAGAAAACAAGCUGCUAUUAAACGGUGAGCUACAUAGAUCGAAACUUGCAUUUAUGUAGACAUAAAGUGCAAUAAUUAGGUAAGGAGUACUUUUGUAAUACGACUCAGGAGUGUUCCAAGUUGUUGUAUCAUUGUUGUUUUCAUUUUGAUAAAACGCACUUUCCACUUCCGUGCGUAGGUUGUUGAGAUCAUUUAUCGUUCAAUUUGCUGCUUUUUUUCUUUGCAAUACAUGGAAUCUAUCUUUUGGUACCAUACCCCAAACCUUCCCCUCUUUUAGCCUUUUCUUUGGCCUUCUAAUUUCAACGAAAACCAGUGGUAUGGUGCCUAAAAAUACAUACGUUCGCAGUGCAUGUUACCUUGCAGUAUGUGUGAAACCGUAGUAAUUUUGUACUAAGAAUAAUUGCGUUGUUCAUGUGUAAUACACUAAACUAAAUUGUAAAUGCUCAUGUUAUUUUUCCCAACAGAAAAAUUAUUCGUAAUGUCUCAGUGAAUGUUUCUGCCAUUUUGCCGUUCACGUACACUGCACUCAAAGAUAUAGAUGGAUACGGUUCCUGCAGCACCUUUGCAAUGGCGAUUCAUGUAGUGUACACCUUGUAGUACUAAGAGCCUGAACUCUGAGUUGCAACUCUUUGCCUUAUUGGAUUUUCUUCAGAAUAACCGCAGCUAUUGAAUGUUCUAGGACUUGUCUUAUCUGGCUUUGUAUUAUUUAUUUGCUAUCCAAUGAAAAUUCCAUGUAUUAUUGUUCAUUUUAUCCCUGCACCAACUAAUGCUUCAUACCAACUCUGUUGUUUCGAGAAGGAUGUAGUGAAAAGGUUUACGACAGAUUCAGGCUCUUGUAGCCUUAGCAUUUGGCAAAAUUCAGCUUUAUUUUUGAUACAAGUGAUACAAAAACUGUAAACUAGCAAGGGAGUUUAAGAUUGCAGAAUCAGGUAUCUCCAACCAUUGAAAUUUUUAGAUAUUAUAAAAGUUAGAAUUAAAUGAUGUUAAAAAAACACAAUUCCACCAAGACAAUAAACUGAAAACCCUUUUAUCAAAAAUGGCGAAAAGACCAGUCUCCUCUCUAAUUUGUGUAAAUAAAGGUAAAAGUGUACUGUAAGUUAAUAUGUAUGAUAGUGUGUGAUUUUAAUUCAUCAAAUGUUAAUUAUUUAGUUUCCAUCACUCUUACAACAAGCCACUUUCAGCAAUUGAGCGGCUGUUUUUGGCAGCUCUGAAAUUUCUUCCAGCAUAUGUUGUGUACGUAAUUGUGAGUAUAUAUAAUCGGUUUUUUUGUUUUUUUGUUAUUAUCACGUUUUGGUAAUUUUACUGUAAUAUUGUAAUAAUAAUAAAUUUCUUGAAAAAGUAAUUAUAAAAGAAAGAGUUUAAGAACGAGUCCGGAUUUAAGUGAUCGUUUAAUAUUGUAAUUUAUAAAAUCCGUUGAAGUUACAGAAUGAAAAAGAUUAACUGGAUACAGGCAGCGCGUGCAACGACCUGGGUUUUUGUCACGGCUUGUCCUUCUCACCUCAGAUUUUGCAGUUGCGACUAGCCAGGAAAAGAGAAGCCUUCUCUGUCAGCUAAUGGUUAACAAAAUGUCCUUGGUUUCUCCAAGUUCCUUUUAUCAGAGAAGACGAUCAUAUGCACCCUGCACUUUGCAUAAUCACUAUUCAAUUUACAAUAUGGAAAUUCUUAUCUUUUACAUUUAUAAACACUUUUUUAUCCCGGAUUUUAACACUGAAAAUUCCUGUAUGAACUGAAACUAAAAAAAACUUUAACCCACAGGACAAACCUUACUGAGACUGCCUUAAAAAUGCUUAUUCGUAAGAAAAACGUAGCAAACAGAGUUGAGUGAUGGUAGUUGAAAACUAAUCUUCUGUUUACAUUACUUCGCUGAUCUAGACAAAUACAUCUGGGUAGUGGUCACAAUAUUUUGGUUUUACAAAGGAAGUUGUCUCGGAAAUUUUAUUGUUCUUAUCGAUGUUAUUUUUUGAUCUUGGUCGUCAGCACGACUUAGUUUAGUAUGUAACAUAAACAACUGAUGACUUUUUCAAGCACACUUAGAAUUAAAAGAAAUUCCAAGAUAGCUAGAAUUUUACAUCACAACAAUACCUUUCGUUCUCUCAGGGGUUGCUGUAAGUGCUUACGGGUUUUCAUAAUCCAGCUAAAAACUAUUAAUUAAAAUAAAACUGACUUGCUGCUUGAGAGGUGACGCAGGUACUGGUGGUCCACAAAAGGGCGCUCCUGCACCUAUUUGAAAGACUGUUUUUGAUUAGCUAGGAAAACAGUAGGGAUUGUCACAUAACAAUGCCUCUAUCCCUGAAAACAAUGGAAGUGCAGAUUAAAGGGGACCAGUGAUAAUAGGGAACUUAAGAACCACGACGACGGCUUGGUCGACGACGACCGGAAGUGAGUUACACUGUACUGCGCAAGCGCGACUAGUAAAUUUCGUCGUCGUGGUGUCGUCGACGACGCCAAACAACGUAGAAUCACGUCGUCCUGCAAUCCACAAGCUUCGGCAGGUAUAAAUCCACUGUUUUAAGCGAUUUUUGAAGGCCUUUACAUUUUCUUGUCCUCCUAAAUCCAGGUAUCGUUCCUUUUUUCUCCAAACAAGCGAUGUUGAUUGAAAAUUCGACUAAUGAAUUGAUUUUACUUUGAAGAAUGGCAACAGCUGAGGAGGCCGAGUGAGCGAACUCGUAAGUGAAUUGUGAUAAUUUAUUAGUACGUAUUUAGGUAAGGCAAAUCAUAUAUCUUUAAUAUAGAGGAAAUAAACUUUAUAUGGAAAACAGCUAUCACAUCAGAAUGUCUCUUUUUCGAAAUCUAAACUCUGACGGACACUCGGACUCGGCCAUCUCAUUCAAGUUGAAAGUUGAAUAAUUUCGUACUUAAAGUAGGUGUAUUUCCGCUCGAAAAGGUCAGACAGCACAAAAAAUUUUUCAUCGUCAAUGAAAUUAGACGUACGGCUUGAACAAAUAAGAUCUUGCGUUGUUUUUCCCAGUCAACAGACGUCGUCGUCGUGAACUUUGUCGUGGUUCUUAAGUUCCCUAAUAAGCGGUUUAGAACGGUGCAGGUUUACUACCACAAAAAGGACAGAAAAAAUAUUUUAAAUGGAUAUAACAAGUGACAAUACAAUAUGUUCCGAGUGUAACCAGAUAGAAAGGAGCGGAACAUCUUGCACUUUCCAUAUUGGCUUCCCGGCGCUCGCUAAUUUUUCCUUGGCCUCCCCCCUUUUGCCCUUUUGACUGCGAAAUACUAUAGAGUGUUGUUGCGUAAUUUCUCCCACUUUCCGCCCUUUUUGAGAACUUCUACCUCCCGCUCUUUCUUUCCUCUCCUUCCCGCUCGUUCCCUUCCCGCCCCCUAUUCUCCCGGGCUCCCAAUUUCCUGUCCUCCCCCAUUUAAGAACAUGGCUGACAAGUUGAAAUGGGAAAUACCGAUAAUAACCCUAGCUAGUAGCCUCCCACGCAGACGUUCUUAAGUCUUCGUCACGUGUUCCUUCCUCACGUUCGUUUGGGAGGAUUGCGUGACGAGUCAACAAAACAUCUGUGUGGGCGGUUACCCAGCGAAAGGUCAGAGAGGGAUUCGAACCCGGGCGACCAAAUUAAAAUCCAGAGUUCCAAACCCCACUGAGUCGUGUUGCCUCUCUCCCUCUUUGCAAACUACCAUUCGAGAGUCUCUACAAAUCUAGUAUUAUAUAUUAAAAAACCGUUUUAGUUAUGAAUAUUAACCCAUUCGCUCCUGGAGAUUUUGCCGAAAAACGCGUUUUGAAGCUAGUCGAGUGGUUUUCUUGUCACUGUCGUGCUAUAAAGAACUAAAACUUACCACAAACCGGUUUACAGGUCGUACACUUGGCGGCCUUCUGAUCCAGAUGCAAGAUAUCAGCUUGCGAAGUUCGGGCAUGCGCAGAAAGCAAAAUUUCGACACAGCAGUCUUGACUUUUACUUUUCGCUUUCUCUCCUCCCUUUUUUCGCUUUUCUUGCCUCAUUUUUUUUUUUCUCUUGCUGAGCAUUUAGUAGACUUCAUUUUGGUGGGAAGAGUUUUUAGAAAAGCUUUUAGGAUCUUAGGAUUAGGUGAAAGGAAAGGUAGGUGGGUAAUGGAACAAGAUUUUCAUGGAGAUUUUCAGGUCCUUGUCACGUGGUUUUUUGCUUCUUUCUCCGGUGUCCUUGACUGAAUUGUGCUCAUUCUGGUAUGGUUUGAAAGAUCUCUUCACUCUGCACAAGUUAGCGAAGAAAGUUGUCCUUGACCGUUAAAACUGAUGACGUCACAAAGGGUAGAAAGGACCUGGAUCCGCACGGGCGGUUACGGGCGGUUCAGGGGCGAAUGGGUUAAGCAAUAUGUAAUUUAGAGUUAAAGAUAUCCUACAAUUCCUUUAUUCAGAAUAACUUCUCACUCACUCAGUUUUGCGAGCGCUUAUGGAACAAGUUGAUUUCUUCAGUGCUUGGCAAGUAACUUUUAAAAGUAAUGGUCCAGAUAAGAAGGAAAGAACCAAACGCAAUGAAAACAUCGGAAUGCAAAAAAGUGCUAACUUUACUAUUGUCUCUACUACACUUAUGAUUGGUUUAAACAUAUAUAAAUCCCUUGUUUUCUGACCAACUUCCUUACAACAAAAUCUCUUCUGAAUCUAAGUGACACAGAAAUCCUAUGUGAGGAACAUGUAAAAUUGUAAACUUUCUUGGAUAUUGUUUUCAACUCUUAUGAUUGGUUGAAAUCUUUUAACACGAAAAAACACCCUUUGUGUAAAAAUGAAAACAUUCCUAUGUGACGGGAAAGCGUAUUGCGCCAUAACAAAAGACAGUGCUUCCCUUCUCACCCGGAUCCGUACUUUAAAAAAAAAUGUUAGAGCUGCUUGUCCAAAGGACAAGCUGGAAGUCUUUUUUUCGAGGUCGGAGGCGACGUUAGCUGUUUAAACUGAACUGGUUGGAAAAAAGCUAUCCACUGGAUAAAUCUCUAUCCAUAUAAAUCCUUGGUUUUCCUAAUACUUUAACAUCUGCGGGAUAGUAAUAAUAAUAAUAAUAAUAAUAAUAAUACUUUAUUUAGCGCCAUUUCUAGUGACGCCCGGCAACAGCGCUUCACGAUAAAUGGUUAAAAUAUUACAAAUACUGUUCAUAAGAGUGUUACAUUGUGAAAUUACAUUACAUUGAAACGAAUCAAAACGAAAUAAAGUAUAACAAAACUAACUGAUUAUCCAUCAUUUUAGCAACGGGAAAUUUUUUAUAUCUUUGAAGCAAAAUAGUUCGGAAGGCUUCAUCGGCGUACGAUAAUUCCUUUUAGGUUUAAAAAGGGACCAAAUAUAACUCUGUACGUUGAAACCCAAAACCAUAUGAACUCUUUAAAAUAUUUUUCUGUUAAACUGUAAAAUUCGUCAUGCAUCCACUACUUGGAAGGAACUAGUUCGAAAAUCACUAUGUUUGCCCAUUUUCAGGAAUAUCACAGAAAUCGUGAAAAAAAUUAAGAGUUUAUGUGAUUUUUGGGGACGCUGUCACAAAAUUACAGACGUUUGUAUGUAUCUUUAACAAUGUUUCACGAGUCAUAACUUGAUCCCUGUUCAACCUUAGAGCACUUAGUCAAAUAACCAAACUCAAUAUGGUGGUGUCAGUUUAUCGAUUAGUUUAAAUUUGAAACUCGCCCGAGUUCCCUACGCAACUCCGAAAUUGCCAGUCACUAGUUGUACUAUUAUUUCUAAAUUCGAAUAAAGUUGUGGACUGGAUGGGCAUUUCUAUGAAAACUAGACAAACUAUAGCCUGCGCCACAGACGGAACUAAACUUCUGGUUGAGCAGCGUGUCUGCGAAAGGAUGUCGUGGCUCAAUUUUAUCCUUGCUUUCACUUUUAUUUUUUAUAGUCUUUGGGUAUGGUAAUGUAUGAUAAAGAGUUUGAAACAAAAGAAAAUAAAUUUUAAACCAAGAAUAAAAUUGAACCACAACAUAAAUGUCGUAUUUAGUUGUAACGAUUUCAUUUUUGAAUCUUUUCUAGGGCCUUGGUGCUUAUAGUAUCAGCAAGACAGCUCUGCUGGGUUUGACGAAGGUCUUAGCAAUUGAAUGUGCUCAGAUGGGUGUGAGAGUCAACUGUGUUGCUCCUGGGAUUAUAAAAACAAGAUUUAGUGAAGCGGUCAGUGGAAAUUUUAAUUAUUUUGUUAUUGUACUGCCAAUGCAAAUAAGAUUAUCAUUCGAGUUAUUUUUCCGAAGUUGGAUUGGAAAGUUUAGGGAUCAUCAUGAUUACAUUUUCGAGGCUGUGGGGGGAGUUUGGGAUCAUUACGUCAGCUGCAGUUACCUGGCUAUGAACAAUGGUCUGCUCAUGCGCAGACGAUGCAUUACGUGUGCGCAGUGUGGUCCCUGUCUUCGUUGCAUUCCCCUUAGUGACUAAUCUGAAGGUUGCGCGCGCAAUGCUUGAUUUCCAACGUCAAACUGUGUUCCAUGCGAUACUCUGUUGGUCGUUAUUUUCUUCAAAACAAAGUGUAAUAAAACAGUUAUUAGAGUCAGUUUUUGUGAUAUCUUAAAUAAUCAAGGCCCGUAGUGUUAUCAGCCUCGGCCUUCGGCUUGGUUGGUAACUCUUACCCGACCUUUAUUAGUGCGGAUAUCACAAAAACUUCAUCCAAUAAUUGUUUAUUGAAUUUUUUAAUUGUGGAAUUAUAAAAACAAUGAUAACAUGUACAACUCCAGUUUGUUUUCUUUCGUUAUAAUGUAAUAGCAAGAGCCAUAAUAUUAUCAUGGUAAUAGCUAAAUCAGGAUAUUUCUAAUUGGUUUCAGAUUUGGAAAAAUGAAGCAUUAAUGAAAAAUACGCUUAAUCAAAUUCCCAUUUCAAGGUAAGCGAUCGGUGACAAAGGAAACUUUAGUUCGUUUGUUUUCUAUAUUUCCCGGCUUAGAUUACGCUGAGCAAUGAUUAGACUUUCUAAUGUCGUAGGAUAAGGACGAAGAACUAUCUUAAAAAGGUCUAAAUUAAAGUACUUCCGCUGAAUCCUUCGUGGUGUAACCUGUUUGAGGCUCCAAUGAAGUGGUCGUUAAAUCUCUCUACCCAGUUCCCGCGCUUCCUAUUUUUGCUGACGUUGUUUUCGCGACGUGAUCCCUACUAUGUGACAGCUUGGUGCAGAUCUCUUCUGUAAAAAUGGCGGCCUAUUUAUAUAUUGUUUUAUACGUAUGAUAAUUAGCCUUUCUGACAUCAUUAGCAUGUGCAAAAUGCAAAAAAAUCCUUACUGUCAAAGAGGUCAGAAAGGCUAAUUAUCAUACACUGAUAAAAGAAUAUAUUGAUUGGCCGCCAGUUCACGAGUUCUAUAGACUAACCCCGCCGGAUAAAAAGAACCACUAAGAGAAGAAAUAAUAUGUCAAAAACUUGGGCGUCGUGCUUCAUCAUGGGUUCCAAACACCUCGAAACAUUCGUUCUCAGAUGAAACUAUAAGAAAUUAUGCAGUGGAAUUUGUUGGCUUUUGACUGCAUGAAUAAUUAAUGAGUUUGAGAAAUAACAUAUCUCUAGCAGUGACUUCCCCAAAAUGCCAUCAUUGGUCUAAUAUAGUCUAAGGCCGCGUUAACACGUAUCCGUGUUUUUUUGUUUUGUUUUGUUUUGUGUUUUUUUCGAAAACUGCGGUUUUUUCUCAAGUUUUGCCUCCCGCCACACGUAUCCGGUCACCAAAAAGGCUCUCGAGUGAAGUUUUUUGAAAACGCUGGCCACUCGUUUACGUUUGGACGGACGAAAACGGAGGUUUCCGAAUACGAUGAUGUAAUGCAUCGUUUACUACUAGCAUAAAGCAUGCUCUGUGAGGAUGCUAUCGUAUUUCCAUUGUUUAGCGUUUUCGUGUGGACGGGCGAAAACGAUUCGAGUACGCCACGUGUGGAGGCGUACUUUUUUGAAAACGGAGGGAAAAAUCUCCGUUUUCAAAAAUAUCCGGAUACGUGUGGACGGGGCCUAAAUAUAACUUAGAGAUAUCCUGUUCAUCUAACAUGAAAGUCAUCGUUAAAGAGGAAGGAUCACACGAUUACUAAGUUUUGCCCCUACUGAGUUCAGUAGCGCCAUUGAGGCAAGGGUUUCUAGCUAGCCUUUCCGAUCGUUUGUAAUUGCUGAAUUUUUCAUUCUCUACUGUUGAAAAGGGAAAUGUCAUGCAGUAAAUAAGCAAAACGUUUUCCUUUUUGAAAAUACAGCUCUUUCUAAAUUCCCAAGUUUACUCCGCGUGACAUUAACAUGGCAACCGAGAAGGCCGUCACAUAUUCUAAAAAAAAUUUUAUCGCAUGAUAGUAUGGCCUUUGAAUGGUGAAAGUAUUAGAAAACGUGUUUAGGGGAAAAAUUUGCUCGUUCGCAGUGAACAGCUGAUCAAAUUUGUGAACCAGAUGUUUGCAUAAUUUCUGGCCGCCAUAUUUGUGGUCCUCGGAGGAGCACAAAUAUGGCGUCCUCAUAGUGAGCCCUAUAAAUUUCUGUUACACAUUUUGAAGAACAACUCAGCAGCGGAAAACUGCACAGACGUGAGACUUGGCCAAGUUGUUAAUUUAUCGAUAUUCUAUAAUUUCUGAAAUCCUUGGCUUCAGACAUUCCACGGUUUUGAUUUUAGUUUUCGAUGUCGUGACAGUGAAAACCACCAAUACUGUUUUCGGAUUUGCGUUUUUAAACUUCUUUCACGGUAACAUAAUCUCGCAUCACGUCUUUUUAGAGUCCAACGCUAGAGUUUUCGUAUGAAUUUCCUGACCCUAUCCUUACACACUUGCCGCUUUUCAAAGUAAAAAGGACAAAUGCCCGAGAAGGGGAACGGGAACACUUUGAUUUGACGCAGUCAUCACCUCCUAUGUUUAUUCAUGUUGCAUUUUUUUUUUAACUGAAGGUUUGUUUGCAUGGUUGCAGGCUUGUGAGUGUUACUUUUUGGCUAAGCGCAGAAGAAAGACCGUUGCCUCCUUAAAUCUCGUUUGUUUUCAGGUUGGGUGUGGCGGAUGAUAUCGGUGGAGCAGUUUCUUUUCUUUCCUCUGAUCAGGCAUCUUACAUCACAGGAGAAACUUUAGUGAUAGCUGGUGGUCUACAAUCAAGACUUUGA
This is a messenger RNA of Porites lobata, 26806 nucleotides long. Lineage: Eukaryota; Metazoa; Cnidaria; Anthozoa; Scleractinia; Poritidae. The record is from the annotation of a GenBank genome assembly.